AUGGAGAGUCGUUCGGAUAGCAUAAAAGAUCCGAUUUAUUAUCCAUCGAUGCAAGAGGUGAACGCAGAAGAAACGGAGACGAUCGAAAGGAGUAGAAGUUCGGCGGGUAGUAAUCAGGAGCUUGGCCUCGAAGAGAACAACGCGUUGAAAGUACCGCGGAAAUUUAUCGCGAACUGGCGGCAAGCUUGCGAUCGCACACGCGACAGGACGAAAGAUUUGUUGAAGAGGUGGCGAACGGUAUCGAGCAACGUCCAUGAGAUCGUUAGUGUUCCCGUUUCUAACAAGCAAUUGGAACAUCCUAGCUGGAGCGUGCACGUUUGGACGACUUGGGUAAGUCGGUAUCCGAGCAACGAGAAUUUAAUCGCCGUCUCGGAAGAAGCCGGUAAGGGAGGAAAAUUGAAGGAUCUGGCGGCAAUUCAACUGGACAAAUUCUCUCAUUUUUUCAUCUAUCUUCUGGACCACGACAAAGAUGGUUUCAUCGGCCGAAAAGAUUUUCGGCUGUUUUCAGAGCGAUUGAGAAGAUUCGCGGAUUGGUCGUGGAACGGGCCAGAGUACUUGCGUUUAACGGAGGUUGAGCAAGGACUGGCGGAUUUGAUCCUCGAAGAGACGGCCGUGGAGAGUGAGGAAGGAAAGAAGAUCAGCCUGGAGGAAUGGUUGUGCUGGUGGGCCCGUGCCGUGUCACCUGCUGGUGGCGCAACUUACAGCGAUAUUCCAUUUUGGCUGAAAAUUCUUCCGCGAAUAUUUUUCCUCGCUAUCAACGGCUCGGCGAAUGGAGUGAUUUCGAAAAAAGAACUCGAGUCGUUUUACGGAUCCGUGGUUGGCCUGGAUCCCGAGAGGAUCUCCAAGUGUCUGGAUGUGGCGUACAACUCUUUGACUUCGAACGGCGACUACCCGCUCGGUUGGACACAGUAUCAGCUCGUGUUCGCCAACUUUUUAUUCGGCCGUGGUCCUUUCGGUCCAGGAGAACAUUUCCUCGGUAUGACGGAUUCAUGCCUGAUUCGGGGCAAUAACGUACCGUUCCCGAUCGAUUAUUCCGCGAUGAAUACGCCGAAAGAUAAAUUGGAAGUGUACAGGCCACAUUGCAGGAGUAGUCGACGUAGCAUCGUAGUUUGAAAAGUAGCUACAUUUGUC
Habropoda laboriosa is the source of this 1131-nucleotide messenger RNA. RefSeq lists its product as uncharacterized. The record is from RefSeq and is a predicted model, not a curated record. The transcript has 4 exons. Lineage: Eukaryota; Metazoa; Arthropoda; Insecta; Hymenoptera; Apidae. Bases 1 to 1113 code for a protein of 370 amino acids.